GCUGAGUGCGGUGUUAAACAACCAACCAACCAACCGCACUUAAAUGGUUUUUGAGAAAAUGUGUCCCCUUUGACGGAAGGAAGGACGGGCGGACGGACGAACUCCGUUUCUAUAUUCCCCGCCCAAUUUCACGGCGGGGAAUAAUAAACUACAAAACGUCGUCCACACAGCUCGCAUUGUCCCACAUUUUGACCCCGAAUCUGGGUCACUAGCUAUCAAUGUCACAGGGCACAGGGAAGGCCAAAGGUCGAUGGUGUUACAAAAUGGCGCACAUGUUCAAUGCAGGGAUAGAGCUAACCUUCACAGGUGACAACAUUGCUAUUUUACGAAUGCGAAAUGGGGAAAACAGAAUUGACAGAAUAUUCACAGAAGCUUUCAACAAAGCGCUGGAUACAGUAGAAAGGAAUUCCGACUGUCGGGCCCUGAUAACCACAGCGGAAGGGAAGUUUUACAGCAAUGGCCUGAAUCUCGACUUUCUGAAGGGGAAAGAACGCUACUUGUUUGGUCUCUUAUGUUUGCGUGUGUUGACGUUCCCCGUCGUCACUGUCGCCGCUAUUAACGGUCACGCGUUUGCUGGUGGCGCGCUGUUGGCCUUGUAUCACGACUUCCGGGUCAUGCAGACCAAGCGCGGGUGGAUCUCACUUAACGAAGUCUUCAUCAAGGCCCCACUUUCUGGAAGCAUGCCAUUGAUCAGAGCUAAACUAUCAGGUCGGGCCAGUCACGAUCUUGCUGUCUUGGGCAAGAGGUACACAGCGGAAGAAGCAAGGGAUUAUGGGAUUGUAGAUGUGGCCUCUUCACCGGAAGACCUGAUGUCGUCUGCAAGGUCACUGGUCAAUCAAUACACGUCGAAACAGAAAUAUGACAGAGACACCCUAAAGGCCUUUAAGGAGGACUUGUACAGAGAGGUUGUUGACGCUUAUUCCUCGCUCAUGAAGUCAAGAUUGUAAUAGAUCUAGCACAUUGUGUGUGUGAUUCUGACUAUGAUUAUGUUUAUAUACAGAGGUACUGAAUGCAAAUUCAUUCGUACUAUUGCAAGGAAAGCAUAUUCCCGGGUCAAGGGGGUUAAUUGACUACGAAAGUCCAGUUAACUCCCUUGAAAAUGCAAUGAAAGUGAUUUGGAAGUGAUCAAACAAGAACAUUGUGUUCCAUUACAAGUACAAGAACUCUGUUAAACAGGUAUUAAUUCUCCAUGGAGAAUAUUGAAUGUGAGCCCCUCGUCCACAGUGGGUAUUAAACCUCCACGGAGAAUAUUGAAUGUGAGCCCCUCGUCCACAGUGGGUAUUAAACCUCGAUGAAGAAUAUUGAAUGUGAGCCCCUCGUCCACAGUGGGUAUUAAACCUCCAUGGAGAAUAUUGAAUGUGAGCCCCUCGUCCACAGUGGGUAUUAAACCUCCAUGGAGAAUAUUGAAUGUGAGCCCCUCGUCCACAGUGGGUAUUAAACCUCCAUGGAGACUAUUGAAUGUGGGCCCCUCACUUGAAAUUUCAAGAUAAUGAGCAACCUCGAAAUGAGUUAGUAUCUUGAAUUUUCAAGUACGUAUCUUGAAAUUUCAAGUUAUGUAUCUUGAUAUUUCAACAUAGCAUCUUGACAUUUAAAAAACAAAAACAAACAAAUGGCCCUAAAAGGCUUGUAUGAGUGUCCAUGCAUUCUUUUUAAAUCGGCAGUAUUAAUUCAGCUCUCUUUUUUUAAGAGAAUAUGGUUUCAACAGCCGAUCGGUAAUCAUCAUACAAUAAUGUGAUUACAUAUAUUAUACAGAAGUCACUGCUAUAUAUUAUAUGCAGUCCCUCUCAAUGCAAACUAAUGUAAUAAAUUGGAUAAAAUUA
Haliotis rufescens (red abalone) is the source of this 1820-nucleotide messenger RNA. RefSeq names its product enoyl-CoA delta isomerase 2, peroxisomal-like. The transcript is spliced from 4 exons. Gene Ontology annotation, biological process: fatty acid beta-oxidation. Gene Ontology annotation, molecular function: delta(3)-delta(2)-enoyl-CoA isomerase activity; enoyl-CoA hydratase activity. NCBI's taxonomy places the organism in Eukaryota, Metazoa, Mollusca, Gastropoda, Lepetellida, Haliotidae. The coding region runs from base 219 to 947 and encodes 242 amino acids. Gene Ontology annotation, cellular component: peroxisome. The record is from RefSeq and is a predicted model, not a curated record.